UAGGAGUAGAACAUUUCCUUUAUUGUUGUGAUUAAUUAGAAAGAAAAAACGAAACAGAAUUAUGGCUUUGCGUUUAGCAGCAAAAUCCUUGGGCAACCAUUUGACCCGUAAAUUUAUUGUUGGCCCCCAAAGUGCCGCUGCUAACAGAUGCAUGUCCCAUUAUCCUAUUAAUGAUCACAUUUUUGGUUUGGAUGAGGAUAAACAGAAGUUGAGAGAAACUGCUUUUAGCUUUUUCCAAAAGGAAUUGGCUCCUUAUGCCAAGGAUAUAGAUAAGAACGAUGAUUUUCCAGAAAUUCGUAAUUUCUGGAAGAAAAUGGGCGACUUGGGUUUCUUAGGCAUUACUGCUGAACCAGAAUUUGGUGGUACUGGUGGUUCUUAUUUGGAUCAUUGUAUCAUUAUGGAGGAAAUUUCCAGAGCUGCUGGUGGCAUUGCUUUGUCUUAUGGUGCCCAUUCCAAUUUGUGUGUCAACCAAUUGACUAAGAAUGGCACUCCUGAACAGAAAGAACAGUACUUGCCUAAGUUAUGUAAUGGCGAGCAUAUCGGAGGCUUGGCCAUGUCUGAACCAGGCGCCGGUUCUGAUGUUGUUUCCAUGAAACUAAAGGCUGAACGUAAAGGUGACUACUAUGUGUUGAAUGGCACCAAAUUCUGGAUUACCAAUGGUUCGGUGGCCGAUACCUUAAUUGUUUAUGCCAAAACCGGCACUAGUCCAGCCGAUGGUCAUGGUAUUACCGCAUUCAUUAUUGAUACUGCCUCCGAAGGUUUCAGUGUUGCCCAAAAACUUGACAAAUUGGGCAUGCGUGGUAGUCCCACUUGUGAACUUGUUUUCCAAGACUUGAAAGUACCAGCCAAAAAUAUUUUGGGCAAAGUAAAUAAGGGUGUGUAUGUGUUAAUGUCUGGUUUGGACUUUGAACGUCUUGUGUUGGCCGCCGGUCCAGUAGGUCUAAUGCAGGCUGCCAUUGACACCUCAUUCGAGUAUGCCCAUCAGCGUAAGCAAAAGCAAUUGAUUGGUGAAUUCCAACUUAUGCAAGGAAAAAUGGCUGAUAUGUAUACAACCUUAAGCGCCUGUCGUUCAUAUUUGUACAGUGUUGCGCGUGCCUGUGAUGACGGUCACAACAGUUCCAAGGACUGUGCUGGUGUUAUUUUGUAUUGUGCCGAAAAGGCUACACAAGUUGCUUUGGAAUCCAUACAGAUUUUGGGCGGCAACGGCUACAUCAACGAAUAUCCCACUGGUCGUAUUAUGCGUGAUGCUAAACUGUAUGAAAUUGGUGCUGGUACCUCCGAAGUUAGACGUUGGCUAAUUGGUCGUCAAUUGAAUAUGGAAUACAAGUGAAUAAGAAUGAUUCUGUGAAUUAAUCGAGCUGCCGCUGACGAUGAUUAUUAUUGCAUUUAUAUAUAUAUGUAUUUUUAUUAUGGUGAUACUUUACUACUGCAUUUAUUUUUUUUUUAUUGGUUUUUAUUUUUAAUUUUUUAUUUGUAUUUUUUUUUUCUAUAAAGUACCUAUCUACCUAUACCUAUAUACAAUAAUUUUAAUGUAAAUGAAAUAAAUAUUUUUUUAACAAAUCUAGCAAAAAUUUAAAA
This is a messenger RNA of Calliphora vicina (urban bluebottle blowfly), 1578 nucleotides long. Its product is annotated as isovaleryl-CoA dehydrogenase, mitochondrial. Gene Ontology annotation, biological process: L-leucine catabolic process. Gene Ontology annotation, cellular component: mitochondrion. The coding region runs from base 62 to 1330 and encodes 422 amino acids. Lineage: Eukaryota; Metazoa; Arthropoda; Insecta; Diptera; Calliphoridae. The record is from RefSeq and is a predicted model, not a curated record. Gene Ontology annotation, molecular function: 3-methylbutanoyl-CoA dehydrogenase activity; flavin adenine dinucleotide binding. The transcript has 3 exons.